AUGAGGACCGUGCUGCUGCUACUUGUUUAUCUGCUGCUGUGGUGUCAAACUAUAGGGAGGUUAUUUGAUAAACGGGUGAAAUUAGGAGAAAACGUGACUUUAGACUGUCAGAUUGGUGUAAAAGAGAUGUAUUGGGUUUUCCAGAAACUGACAGAUUCUCCAGUGCUGAUACUGAGGACUUUCACAUCAGAAUCUACAUCAUUUCGUUUACUAGAGGAAGGACUCAGAGACAAAUAUUCAUCACUCACUUACAGUCGUCUGUUCAUUAGUAACAUAACUAUUGAUGAAUUAGGAAUAUAUUACUGUGUAAAAAGAGACGAUACAUCUAUACACAUCAGCAACGGCACCAGACUUUACAUCACUGAAUCAGCUAAAGAUCACAGUCAAACCGAGUGCAACAAGCAACAACCACAAGUUGAUAAAUCUCUAGAGAUUCUGACUGCUGCAUCCUUCCUCUUAAACAUUGUGCUGAUUAUUGCAGUAAUAGGUUUGUUAAUGUCCAAACUUAAGAAGCCCACAAAAAGUCAACAAGAAUGCCAAAACGUCCCACUAGAGCCACUCGAGGACUUAAACGCACAGUAUUCUGAAAUCGAGUUGCCAACAAAUGUCAGAACAGAAAGCCCUCAUCAGGCAAAUUGCACUUAUGUACUUCUUCAGAAGCCAAGACCACAGACGAGGUAAACAAAUGAGCUAAAAUGAGCAGAGAUCAACACUUCAUGCAAGCUGCAAAGUUGCUCCGAGAGGAGUUGACACCUUGUUGUGGGCUUGUUCUAAUUAUUGUUAGACUAUUGUUAGAAAGGGGAAUCAUAACCACGUGUUUCCAUCACUGUUUGCCUGAACUAUUUAUACAAUAUAUAAACUGUUGACUGUUGCUAUAUGUAUUUGUUGACAUAUGCAUCUUGAAGGAUGUUGUUACAGGUUACAGUGAGUUUCAAUGAAAAUAAUAAACACAGGCCUUAUUAAGCUCAAAAAGUGAAUCACAAUGAAGUUUACCAUGAGCUGUUUGUAACAUUUUGAUUCAACAUGAAGACGUAGCCUAAUAUACAUUUCUGGAGAUUUUCGCAUUUCAUCUUUAAAACAAAUGCUACGGGCAGAAUGACGCCAUUCCUGUUCGCACUUACCAGCUGACUGCUUACCUCCGUGUGG
Danio aesculapii is the source of this 1146-nucleotide messenger RNA. RefSeq lists its product as uncharacterized. The coding region runs from base 1 to 681 and encodes 226 amino acids. The record is from RefSeq and is a predicted model, not a curated record. Lineage: Eukaryota; Metazoa; Chordata; Actinopteri; Cypriniformes; Danionidae. The transcript has 5 exons.